Messenger RNA from Gopherus evgoodei (Goodes thornscrub tortoise), 2506 nucleotides. It is a transcript of the gene IL17RE, whose product is annotated as interleukin 17 receptor E. The record is from RefSeq and is a predicted model, not a curated record. The coding region runs from base 1 to 2148 and encodes 715 amino acids. NCBI's taxonomy places the organism in Eukaryota, Metazoa, Chordata, Testudines, Testudinidae. Gene Ontology annotation, molecular function: interleukin-17 receptor activity. The transcript is spliced from 16 exons.
AUGGGGCGCCCCGCGCCCUGCGCCCUGCUGCUGGCCGCCGUCCUGCUGGGGGCCGGGCCCCGGGCCGGAGCGCCGCGCCCCCGCGUCACCGCCAACUUCGCCUGCAAAGUCAGGGCGGACAGUGCCCUCCCCAGGCCCCGGUGCCACCAGAAGGAGCAGGAUGGAGCAGCCCUGUCCCCGCCAGCCCUAGCUCUGAGCACAGCCCGGCUGUGCCAGGCCUCCCGCGACUGCCAGCCGUGCGUGCACGUGCGCCUGGCCCUGCACACUGCAGGGCUGGGGAGAGUCUGUGGGCUGCAGCUGGAUUUCCUGGUGCUGGGCUCCAAUAGGGCCAGCUGGCUGCAAGUCUGGAGGCGGCACCCAGAGGCUGCAGGCUCCCUGUGGCAGGUGCAGUUUGACUGUUUCCCGGUGGAGAGCGGGCGCCGUGUUCUGGUCUCGCUUGGCACGGUCCCUGACCGGGGGCUGAGUCUCAACCAGAGCCACCUGGUCCCUGCAGAGCCAGCAGGCCCCGAGAUCGGCUACGCCUGGCACCCGGAGGCCCGGGCCAUUGAGGUGUCGGUGCCCGAGGGCCCUGCCCUGACCGUGCGGCUGUGCCACCAGCUGGCCCUGGAGUGCGAGGAGCUGCACACCCCCUUCCCCCGACAGGCGCUGGUGUCUGGGGGUCACAGCAUUGUGCUGCCCUACGAGUUCCUGCAGCCCUGUCUCUGCAUUGAGGCCUCCUACCUGCACCGCGACAGCCUCCGCACCAAGCUAUGCCCCUUCCAGCCCCUGCCGGCAGCUUAUGGCUCUGAGCUGUGGGCAUCCAUGCAGUUCCAUGACUACAGUGCCAGCAGUGAGGCCAACAUGGUCAUGGUGCUGAGUGCCCGCUGCCCGCUCCACCUGACCGCCACCCUGUGCUGGAAGGAGAGUGACGCGGGGGCCUGCCACACUGUCCCCAACUCCACAGCCAUGGAGUCCAACCAGGCCUACACCGUGGAGAAGGUGGAUGUGCACCCUCUGCUCUGCUUCAAGUUCUCCUACGGCAACAGCAGCCACGUGGAGUGCCCACACCGGCCAGACACCACCUGGAACGUGUCUGUGAGCGUCCGGUUCCUGCAGCUUCUCCUACGUGUGACCUCCACUGUCCCGGCAUCCUUCAGUGCAGCCCUGUGCCGGCGGCAGGGGAGCUGGUGUGAGCCAGAGGUGCCUGUCUACACUGUCACAAGCCCAGAGAGCUUCAGCCCCAGGGAGCUGACCCUGCUGCUGCCUCUGCAGAUCCUGGGUGGCUGUGUGCUGGUGUGGCGCUCCGAUGUGCAGUUUGCCCGGAAGCAGCUCCUGUGCCCAGAUGUUGCUCGCAAGCGCUUUGGGCUGCUCGCCCUGGGGCUAGCCCUGGCUCUGGGGCUGCUGGGGACCGUCCUGCUGAUGAACUACAGGAGCCUCCGGAAACUCACCACAGCGCCGCGGGGCAGUCGGCCCGUCCUGCUGGUCUAUUCCCCCGACUCUGAGGAGCACAAGAUUCUGGUCUGCGCCUUGGCGGACGUGCUGCGCUCGGCGCUGGGCUGCGACGUGCGGCUGGACCUGUGGGAGGCGGGCAGCGUGGGGCGGCUGGGGGCACUGCCCUGGCUUUAUGUGCAGCGGGAGCUGGUGGCCCGGGAGCAGGGCACCGUGCUGCUCCUGUGGAGUCAGGGCAGCACCCGGCUCUACCAGUUGUGGCGGGGGGCGGCUGCAGGCAGCAGCAGCUCUCUGGACCCCCAUGACCUGUUCGGCACAGCCAUGUGCUGUCUGCAGAGCGAGCUGCAGUUGGGCAGGGGGGCAGGGCAGCUGGGCAACUGGGCACUGGCCUACUUUGGCGAGCUGUGCAGCCAGCGAGACGUGCCACCUGCCCUGUGCCUACUGCCCUGCUACCGCCUGCCACAGGAGCUGCCUGGCCUGGCACGCUUGCUGCAGGGCAGUGCCCGGCCCCCCACCUGGCUCCGCCCCAGCAUGCUGCUGCACAGGCUGCUCACGUCGGAGAUGAGAAAGUGCCUGCAAGGCAGGGUGGAGCUGUGCCAGCUGCAGCAGCCCAAGGGGGCGCCCCUGGCUAGGCUGCCAGCCCACCAGGUGGGGUCUGUGGGGCUCAGUCCCCACACCCCUAUAGCCAGGCUGACCUCACAGAGACCCAGCUGCACCUGAGUAUGCUGCAGUGGGACACAUGCCAAGAACCUGGGCCGGGGAAGGGGCUCAGGGUGCUGUAGUUGGGAUGAUUGGGAGGGGGAGCAGAGCCCCCACCAGGGUCCCUGGAGAUGCCAGAGAGGGGCUAGUGUGGACAUGGCUGGACUCCAGGGUGCCACAUCCAUUCCCAAGACCAAACGUGUCUGCAAGGGGCUGGCAGCCCCCAGACCCAGGAGAACGCAGCUGUUCUGACAAGGGGCGGCCUGUGAGCCUGGGUUUGCUUGGGGCUGGAAACUGCCUGGUGCAGGGUCUGUCACGGGCAAUGGGGCUUGGACAUUUGCCCUCUUGCAGCCAGCUCUUGGGCAGGACCUGCCUCAUC